Molecule: messenger RNA, 633 nt
Organism: Rasamsonia emersonii CBS 393.64
Lineage: Eukaryota; Fungi; Ascomycota; Eurotiomycetes; Eurotiales; Trichocomaceae
Product: SNF7 family protein Fti1/Did2
Exons: 2
Coding region: 1-633 (210 amino acids)
Biological process (GO): late endosome to vacuole transport; endosome transport via multivesicular body sorting pathway; protein transport
Cellular component (GO): ESCRT III complex; multivesicular body
Source: RefSeq, a predicted model, not a curated record
AUGGUGCAAAGAGAUCCGAUUUUAGAGGCUCGCACUAAUGUGAAGUUGCACUCGAACCGACUGAAAAAAGAGGCUGCCCGCGCGGAGGCGACAUACAAGGCAGAGAAGGCCAAGGCCGACAGGGCUAUGAGGAAUCAUGAAUUUCAGAUCGCCCGCAUCCACGCCAGCUCCGCUGUCCGCGAGAAGAAGCGUCAGGUAUCCUUAAAGGCGGAGGCAGCCCGAGCCGACGUCAUCAUCAACGAGCUCAAGGCCGCCCAGAGCACGCGCGACACCUCCCGAACCCUAGCUCUGGCAUCGAGAGGUCUGGAUGCCGCUUCGAAGAGCGUGAACUUGGAGAAUCUGCUGACUCACGCCAACAACUUUCUCGCGCGCUCCGAGGACUUCAAGAUCGCAAGCAGCGCCAUCGAAAAUGUGGCGCAGGGGGUCUCGCAGCAAGAAUACGGUGCUGAAGGGGAAGCGGAAGUUGAUCGGAUGAUGGAGCAGUUGGCGGACGAGGCCGGGGUAGACCUCCGGAUGGCGCUGGAGGCGGAUGCUGCGCCUAAGGAGGACGUUAAGGACACGACGAAACACGCCGAUGCAGACGUUGAGGAUGCUCUUGGAGCUAGGCUGCGUGCUCUUCGAGCGGAAGGAUGA